AGCAGAUUGCAGUUUACGUAUUUGAAACUGUUGAAGCCGCUAACGUAAAAAAGGAAAUCCUACACAACAACACAGAAGAGGAAGAUGUCUGCGUGCAUUUCUUUCACUCGCAGCGCUGUUGCUUUCCGCAACAGAAGGACGUUGCUGGUACGAUAUGCCCAGACAGCAGCUGCCCCUGCCCCUGAGCCAAAAACAAAGAAAUUUCAGAUUUACAGAUGGGACCCUGACAGACCUGGUGACAAGCCUCGCAUGCAAACCUAUGAGAUUUAUUUGAACACAUGUGGUCCAAUGGUUCUUGACGCACUCAUCAAAAUUAAAAAUGAAAUGGACCCGACACUCACCUUCAGACGCUCAUGUCGAGAGGGUAUCUGUGGCUCAUGUGCUAUGAACAUCAACGGAGGAAACACUUUAGCCUGCUUAAACAAAAUAGAUACAAAUACCAGCAAAGUAACGAAGAUUUACCCCCUGCCUCACAUGUAUGUGGUCAAAGAUCUUGUCCCUGACAUGAGCAACUUUUAUGCACAGUACAAGUCCAUCGAGCCCUAUUUGAAAAAGAAGGAUGAGUCAAAGCAGGGAAAAGAGCAGUACCUCCAGUCAAUCGAGGACCGUCAAAAGCUGGAUGGUCUGUAUGAAUGCAUUCUGUGUGCAUGCUGCAGCACUAGUUGUCCUAGCUACUGGUGGAAUGGUGACAAGUACCUUGGUCCAGCAGUGCUCAUGCAGGCGUAUAGGUGGAUGAUUGACUCUCGUGAUGACUUUACAGAAGAGCGUCUGUCCAAAUUACAGGACCCUUUCUCGCUCUACCGCUGUCACACAAUAAUGAACUGUACAAAGACAUGUCCCAAGGGACUCAAUCCUGGAAAAGCCAUAGCAGAAAUUAAGAAAAUGAUGGCCACUUACAAAGAAAAGAGAUAAUCUGCCAUCUGACUUGUUAAUGCAGGAAAUAUCAUGUACUUAAUGGUUUAAAUUAUUGUGUAAAUGUGUGAAUUAAGCAUGGAGUGGUCGCAAACAUGGGAUGCUUUGUUAUUUGAUGGUGGAGACCUGUAUUUACUGCUAAUGAACAGUAAAUUUACAACUGGA
Messenger RNA from Carassius carassius (crucian carp), 1077 nucleotides. Its product is annotated as succinate dehydrogenase [ubiquinone] iron-sulfur subunit, mitochondrial-like. Gene Ontology annotation, biological process: respiratory electron transport chain; tricarboxylic acid cycle; aerobic respiration. Gene Ontology annotation, cellular component: mitochondrial membrane. Gene Ontology annotation, molecular function: electron transfer activity; 2 iron, 2 sulfur cluster binding. NCBI's taxonomy places the organism in Eukaryota, Metazoa, Chordata, Actinopteri, Cypriniformes, Cyprinidae. The record is from RefSeq and is a predicted model, not a curated record. The transcript is spliced from 8 exons. Bases 85 to 912 code for a protein of 275 amino acids.